Ananas comosus (pineapple) is the source of this 1300-nucleotide messenger RNA. RefSeq lists its product as uncharacterized. The record is from RefSeq and is a predicted model, not a curated record. Gene Ontology annotation, cellular component: chloroplast. NCBI's taxonomy places the organism in Eukaryota, Viridiplantae, Streptophyta, Magnoliopsida, Poales, Bromeliaceae. The coding region runs from base 111 to 992 and encodes 293 amino acids. The transcript has 4 exons.
CGCAAUCUGUGGUUCGGCGCAGUCACGGGCCGAAUCGAAGCCCGAUCUCGCCGCCUUUCCCGUCUAAACUUUAGGAACCUGCCGACGGCAGGAUCGGAGACGAACGGACAAUGGUGGCGCUGGCCGUCAGCCGCGGGAACCUGCACAAGGUUCCCAACGCCCCGCGCCGGUGGCCUCUCCCCCCCCGCUCCAUCUCCCUCCCCCAAUUCAAGAACCUUCUCCGCCGGCGAGCCCUCGCCCUCUCCCGCAUCGCCGCAGCCGCCGCCGACGAAAACCCUAGCAGCACCUCCCCCUGUACGGAGAAGAAGGUGAAGGAAGAAGAGGCAGAAGAAUCACCGGAGAAAGCGGUGAACCCCGCGAUCGGCGGCGCCGCGGCGAAGAAUGGAGAAGACGAGCCCGCCCCGGACGGAAAGGCGGUAAAAGAAGACGCUGCCGAUUCGAAAUUGGAGGUGAUUGAUGACUCCAAAGAUAUUGUGAAAAAAGAGGAGAGCAAAGGAGAGCUGGAGAACAAGUUGCAAGUCUUGAAUGAGAAAAAGCACAAUCUUGUACAAAUGCUGAAGCAGAUUUUAAAUGCUGAAGAAGAAGUAAAACGACGGACCAUGUUGUCAUCUGUGACAAUGCCACUGCAUGUGGAGGUGAAUUUCGGUGGUGAUUCAGCUGGUGAAUCUGAUGCUGCUCCUAGCCACAGCUCUCAUGGGCGUCAAUUGCAUCAGAUACACAGUACAUCCCCCUCUGCUUCCUCUCUGAACAGGCCUGUGUUUGGCUCUCUUCAACAGAAUAGUAACCCCUCAAGAGGACUCGGAGCCCACCCAUCGACGACUUAUGCUGCAUCAAAUAGUCCAUCUGGCUUUCCGUUGAUGGGACAACUAGCCCAUGCCGCAAGCCUUCCUCUAUCAUCUCCCGGGGCCCAAUUUAUGGCUUCUUCUCCAUCACCCGCUGGCUCAGGAGGUGGAUCAUCAUUCUGCAGGAACUCUCGCACCAGCUCCUCAUGAAAAAAAAAGAAGAAAAAAGAAUAGGGCAUGUAAUUCAGAUAAAUGACAUGUUGCGGUUACGGGUGAUUAGGAGUAGGUGUUUCUGAUCAUUUGGUUGCAUGAGUAUUUUGGCUUAUUGUUGCGGAGGACGAUCUUGUAUCCUUUGUGGUUAUGGGUGAUUAGAAGCAGGUGUUUCUGAUCAUUUGGUUUCAUGAGUAUUUUGGCUCUUGUAUCCUCCUCUUGUUUUGGAGGUUCCUCUCACUUGGUGUAUAGAACAUUUUAAUGAGCAAUUUGGCUCUUGUAACAUGAAAAGGCUCUCAUAGAACUAA